Molecule: messenger RNA, 1690 nt
Organism: Paramecium pentaurelia
Lineage: Eukaryota; Ciliophora; Oligohymenophorea; Peniculida; Parameciidae
Source: the annotation of a GenBank genome assembly
AUGGAAGAUCAAGUUACUCGUUUCAAGAAUAAGUAUCUGAUAAAUCGUAGUAACACAAAAAGAAUGACAAUACGUAAACCCUAAUUAGAUCAUUCACCAGAUAAUUGGAAGGAAAUGUUUGGUAACUUCUUAAAUGAUAUCUCGUUAAAAAGGAAACAUCAUAGAGAGAAGACUAUGAAUGUAUAAUCAUAUUUAUAAAUAUAUUAGCCUCUUUAAGAUCCAUUAGUUCAUGAGAAUCCUCUUUUAAUACAAUGUACAACUUAAAGAUUUAAGUUGGAAUUAUUUAAGUAUCUCGAAGGAGAAUAAAGUGUUUAUGAGAUGAUAAAUUCUAUCAAUUUCCCUGGAUUAAAAGUAAUUAUAUACUUGGACAAGAGUAAGAAAUAAGUCCAGACUAAACAACAAUAAAACAUCAUGUCCAAAAGUUGCGAAGUUUUAGAAAUCACCAUAGUGUUCCUAUAUAUGAUAAUUCUAUUCAUACAAUGUAAAUGAAAUAACAUCAUCUAAUGAAUGAAGGAAAAUUUACAGAAGCUCAGUAAAUAUAACAAUAAUUACAUGAAUAGACAUAAAGGAAAAUUUAAGUUUUAAGAGAUUUUAUUUAAGAAAGAGUAAUAAUUAUUAAUAUUACUAUUUUUAGAUUGAAUUAAGAAAAAAGGCUAAUUAACAAUAAAGAUUGGAAGAAAUUAAAAAUAUUCAUUUUAUUAAAACCUUCUAUGAUAUUUCUAAUGAAUAUCGUCUUAAACAUUAAUAAUAAUAAGAAUAAUUAAAUGAAGAUUUUCAUUACUUUAAAAAGAGUGUUCCAGGUUCUAAAAAAUUAAAAUAAUUAUAUGUGAAUUAUGAUAAUGUUUAACCUUAUGUUAAACACUAAGGCAAACACUUUGAUAAAUAUAGUUAUCCAUCUAUUGCUAUUCUUAAAGAUACUAUGAAUUAAUAAAGCAAAGAGUAUUUAUAAGAAGUUGAAUAAUAGAAAUAGAAAAGAUUAGAGGAUGCUUUGAAAUAAGUUAGAAAAUUAUUAGAAUCUCAAAAUAUUCGUUUUAGUAGUAAUAGAAAUAAUAAUAAUAAAUCUUAACCUUUAGAUUGGUAGAUUGAUGUUACUAUUGCAUCUCCAAAAAGAAAUCCUAGUGAAAAGAUUAAUAUCUCUUAAACUGGAAUAGAUUAUAAAAAUCUUAAAGAUUAUGUAAUAGCAAAGAAACCUUUUUUUCUAUUUACAAAAAGAGCUAAAUAAGAUAAAAAUCCAAAAAAUGCUCAUGGACUUAUUACUAUGUAUGAUCUUAAAUUAUAUGAUUAUAUUCAUAAUAAAAAGAUUUAUACAUCCAAUCCUCAACUCAAAUAGAUAUCUGAUAAACUUCAUACUAUGAUUGAAAGUAAAAAAGAAUAAGAAAUUAAUGCUUAAUUGGAAAUUUAAAUUGAAUAAAGAAAAUAUUAAUUAAAUAAAAUGAAAAGAGAUUCAGUACCUGAACAAUAUUAAGAUGAUGUAUCUUAGUAUUCAGAUGAUUAAUCAUUAUAAUCAAUAUAUGAAGUUAAUUUGGAUAUGUUAUAUAAUUAAUCACAUUAAUUACAUAAAAAAUUAGGGGAAUCAAUUGAUGGUGGAUUUGCUAAAAGAAUAAAAUAGAUUAUAAAAUUGGAAGAAGUAAAUCAAUAAUGUUUGAAAACUAAUAUAGACAAAUUAACAAAAUAAAAAAUUGCUUUUUGA